AGGCGCCGCGGCCGCGAUGGUGUCUGCCGCCGCCGGCGUCUGGCCGCGCCUCCUGCACACGAGCCUGGUGUUUGGGAGCGGGUGGGUGCCGCGCGAGUGCGCAAGGUGCAGGGGCGGCGCGGGCCGGGGACGCGCCAUUCGUUCGGACAGCGGUCCGCUGCUCAGUGCCGACGAGUGCCGGCGUGAGAUGCCCGGCCCCGUCGCGGCGACCCUCGCGUCGCAACUCACCGCGGCCGGGCUGCAAGGCGUCGACGGCGGCGACGCGUGCACCCGCUCGAGCUAUUUGGACGAGCCGCCGGAGAUGGACGCGUACCACACGCUCAUGGACAUCCUCCGCGCUCGGCUGACCGCGCCGCCCGCGCCAGCGGAGCCUUGGAUGGCCCAGGCAGCCGGUUCGGGGCACAACCAGUCCAGCUACUUCCGCGCUCGCGCGCACUGGUACACUCUUCAGGUCGCCGCGGACCCCGAGAGCAUGCGGCCGGUCGAGGCCAUCGCCCCGGCGCAGGCACGGCGCGAUGCGUUGCGGGACGCGUGGCGGCAGCGAGCCGCGGGGAGGGAGCGGCGACCAUUCACAUCGGAUCAUCCGGCGAAACGCAAGACCAAUCAUCUCGUGCCUUAUGGGCACUGAAAUAAAUUAUCUAACU
Molecule: messenger RNA, 644 nt
Organism: Emiliania huxleyi CCMP1516
Lineage: Eukaryota; Haptophyta; Isochrysidales; Noelaerhabdaceae
Exons: 3
Coding region: 17-628 (203 amino acids)
Source: RefSeq, a predicted model, not a curated record